CCGCGGCCUCCCCUCCAGUCUUUCCUAGUUGUACCGGCUCCUCCCCUCCAGUCUUUCCUAGUUGUACGGACUCCUCCCCUUCAGUCUUGCACAGGUGUACCGGCUCCUCCCCUUCAGUCUUGUACAGGUGUACCGGCUCCUCCCCUUCAGUCUUGCCCAGUUGUACAAGCUCCUCCCCUUCAGUCUUGUACAGGUGUAACCGGCUCCUCCCCUCCAGUUUUGUACAGGUGUACCAGCUCCUCCCCUUCAGUCUUGCCCAGUUGUACCAGCUCUUCCCCUUCAGUCUUGUACAGGUGUACGGCUCCUCCCCUUCAGUUUUGUACAGGUGUACAAGCUCCUCCCCUUCAGUCUUGUACAGGUGUACCGGCUCCUCCCCUUCAGUUUUGUACAGGUGUACCCACUCCACCACUUCAGUCUUGCACAGGUGUACCAGCUCCUCCCCUUCAGUCUUGCACAGGUGUACUGGCUCCUCCCCUUCAGUCUUGCACAGGUGUACCGGCUCCUCCCCUGCAGUCU
Staurois parvus is the source of this 516-nucleotide messenger RNA. The record is from the annotation of a GenBank genome assembly. Lineage: Eukaryota; Metazoa; Chordata; Amphibia; Anura; Ranidae.